Messenger RNA from Oikopleura dioica, 771 nucleotides. Lineage: Eukaryota; Metazoa; Chordata; Appendicularia; Copelata; Oikopleuridae. The record is from the annotation of a GenBank genome assembly.
AUGUGUGUCUUCUUAAAUGUACUCAGAGCCUCGGCUCAUCAGGUCCACAAGGAAGGAAAAGUAGUUCGACCAAAAUCAGUGACAUGCGGAGCUGAUCAUACAGGCACAGAUGAAACAGUGACAAUUACAUCUCCAAACUACCCAAGCGACUACAACGAUGGCGAUUAUUGUCAGUGGACAUUCCAGGCUCCGAUGGCUUCUCAUGUAUGUUUCGUUGGCUACAAAAUAGAGGCAGAUGCAUUUAUUCUUGAAGAUGACACUGGUUGCAGCUACGAUUCGCUGUCCAUGGCUGAUCCUUGGCUCAUCGAAGGGGCCAAUUUAACCAUAACAUUCCUUACGGAUGGGUCUGUCACAUAUCCCGGCUUCUCCAUCGAUGUCACUCCAGUUUUGAACCAAACUUGCGUUGGAGAUCUUCUCCCAAAGGAGUUUGAUUACCUUGAAUUCGUUCUUGACGAUGCCGUAUCCGAUCAUAAGAGUGACGACUUGAAGAACUUCUACAAAAUCAAACAACGACUUGGCUGGUUCAGUGACUAUGUUGACGCUCCUUGCGCUAACCCCGCCGGUGCUGGUCCAGGAAGGGGAUUUGCACCAGACUUCGUUGAGCCAACCAUCGCCAUCACCGAUCCAUGUCUUGCCGCUGAAACAUUCUACAACGCCCUUCUUGGUUACUACGAUGACUACGUCUGCCUUGAUCGAGUUGAAGAAAGAGGGGUGACGAAAAAUUCUGCCCAAAAACUUGCAAAAGCGAAAAACUCUUCAACCGAAUCUUGA